AUGUUUAAAGGCUGCGCAGUCGGCACGGCUGACCUGAAAAGGCGCCUGGAGACAGGUGAUGACAGGGUUGUCCCCGGGGACAGAAGCAGGAAAGGAGAACCUGUCCCAAGGCGGACAGAUUAUGUUUACUUUGAGAAUUCCUCCAGCAACCCGUACCUAAUCAGAAGAAUAGAAGAACUCAACAAGACUGCAAGUGGCAAUGUGGAAGCAAAAGUUGUAUGCUUCUAUAGACGACGCGAUAUCUCCAACACGCUGAUAAUGCUUGCCGAUAAGCAUGCUAAAGAAACAGAGGAAGAAACGGAGAUGACGGUUGAGGCUGACUUGACUGAGAAGCAGAAGCAUCAGUUGAAACAUAGGGAGCUCUUUCUGUCCCGCCAGUAUGAAUCUCUUCCUGCAACGCAUAUCAGGGGGAAAUGCAGUGUUGCCCUGCUGAAUGAGACAGAGUCGGUGUUGUCGUACCUUGAUAAAGAGGAUACCUUCUUUUACUCCUUGGUGUAUGACCCUUCAGUGAAAACAUUGUUAGCCGACAAAGGGGAAAUCAGAGUGGGGCCAAAGUACCAGGCCGACAUUCCAGACGUGCUGCCAGAAGGAGACUCAGAUGAGAGGGAACAAUCAAAAUUGGAAGUUAAAGUUUGGGAUCCCAAUAGUCCACUUACGGAUCGACAGAUUGACCAGUUUUUAGUUGUAGCCCGUGCUGUUGGGACGUUUGCCCGCGCCCUGGAUUGCAGCAGCUCUGUGAGGCAGCCCAGCUUGCAUAUGAGUGCCGCUGCGGCGUCCCGAGACAUCACCUUGUUCCAUGCCAUGGAUACACUGUACAGGCACAGCUAUGACCUGAGCAGUGCCAUCAGUGUCCUUGUGCCGCUUGGAGGACCAGUCCUGUGCAGAGAUGAGAUGGAGGAGUGGUCGGCCUCCGAAGCCAGCUUGUUCGAAGAAGCACUGGAGAAGUAUGGCAAAGACUUCAAUGACAUCCGUCAGGACUUUCUCCCGUGGAAGUCCUUGACGAGCAUCAUUGAAUAUUACUACAUGUGGAAAACUACUGACAGAUAUGUGCAGCAGAAACGCCUAAAAGCAGCCGAAGCCGAGAGCAAACUGAAACAAGUGUAUAUCCCAACUUACAAACCAAAUCCCAACCAAAUAUCCACCAGCAAUGGCAAGGCUGGCACUGUGAACGGAGCUGUGGGGACCACGUUCCAGCCCCAGAACACCCUCCUCGGGCGAGCCUGUGAGAGCUGCUAUGCCACACAGUCUCACCAGUGGUAUUCCUGGGGCCCGCCUAAUAUGCAGUGUAGAUUGUGUGCGACCUGUUGGCUGUACUGGAAAAAGUACGGAGGUCUGAAAAUGCCCACCCAGUCAGAAGAACAGAAGUCUCCCAGCCCUACUGCAGAGGACCCACGUGUGAGAAGCCACCUGUCCCGGCAGGCCAUGCAGGGCAUGCCGGUCCGGAACACUGGGAGCCCCAAGUCUGCAGUGAAGACCCGCCAAGCUUUCUUCCUUCAUACUACAUAUUUCACAAAAAUUGCUCGUCAGGUCUGCAAAAACACCCUGCGGCUGCGGCAGGCAGCGAGACGGCCAUUUGUUGCUAUUAAUUAUGCUGCCAUUAGGGCAGAAUAUGCAGACAGACAUGCCGAACUUUCUGGAAGCCCACUGAAAAGCAAAAGCACUAGGAAACCUUUGUCGUGUAUCAUUGGGUAUUUAGAGAUCCAUCCUGCAAAGAAACCUAAUGUAAUUCGAUCUCCACCGAGCCUGCAAACGCCAACCACCAAGAGGAUGCUCACCACUCCGAAUCACACGUCUCUGAGCAUUCUGGGGAAAAGAAACUACAGUCAUCACAAUGGCCUGGAUGCCUCCAAGAUUCGGAUGGUGAAUUCUCUGGUUUUCGGAAGGGGAGGACAUGAACUCGGAAGCCUGCAACUAGAGACUGUAAAAGAGAUUGCUUUUGUGGCAUCGGUUGGUCAGAGGGCAGAGUCUCCGAGUCCACGGGCUUCAAGCACUUCUGAGUAGUCAAACCAAUAGGGAACAUAUGGCAGAAAACAAAAACUUACCUGCUGCGUGUCCGACUGAGCUAUCCCUGUUCCAUCCUGUUCUUCAAGACCUGCUACUAUUCCGCUGGUGGUCACAGCCAUGCCUGGAGAAAAGGUGGCCCCUUCAGUGAGAGAGCUCCGUGUCCAGCCCUCGGAGGCCCCAGGGGGCAGGGAAGAAACUGUAGGAGUGCACAGUUCCCAUCUGCGACUCCAUGUGUGUGCCAGUGGCACCUGGCUUCUUUCCCGGAGACCUUGCUGUCCCAGACUGGACCUGUCUGAGAACCGAGACAAGCAGAGAGCUACUAGCCUCCUUCCUUCCUAGUUUCCAGCUCCCAGGAGCAGCUAGCUCAGCCAUGGAGGCUCCUGAGAGCCUGGAGUCCCACUGCCCUGCAUGUGUCCAUCCUACUGUUUCCUGCUGUGAAAUUAUGUACAGGAGGGAUGCGGCGUCUUUCUGCGUGGCUUCCCCUUCAGAAUGUGCCAGUGUUUCUGCUGUUCACAAUACUUCCCUGCUGUUGUAUUUGUUGGCUUUUUCUCCAUAGGCUGCCUUUCUCUCCUCACCGGGGAAAUUACUGUUUCCUAUGCGCACCCUUACAGGGUUUGCUCCCCCACUCUGUGGGCCACAGGGUCUGGGGCACAGACACUUCUUGACCUUGGCCAGCCUGCAAGUGACUCUCAGCAUCUGCCUUGUCACUGGAGAGGAACUGGGGUUGGACUGGUUUCCCUUUGGUCCUGGAGAGCUCUGCAGAGAGCAGGUGUCAAUCACGCCAAGCGUGCACAUCACUGUGACAAUCUGUUGGCUUACUGCCCUCUUCCCUUAUAGCUAAACCAGCUGACAGAGCCCUAUAGCCGGAGUGGAGGGGUCCUUUAGUGGGUCACAAAUCUCCCCAUUUUAUUUUAAGUAGACUCCGUUGGGCCUGAGGGUAGGGUAAAGGAUAGAAAUCCUAUUUGUAGAUAUGAAUCUAUGUAGAUGGCUUUGUGAUUCCUUCUCCUGCAUUUUUGUGAGCAUAUAUACAGGGGCCCCUGGAGACCUGCCUAUUUUACUGCCCUGGCUGCAGCCCUCAGUGACAUCCCAGAUGGCUCCUCUGUCAGCCUCCACACUUAACUGCAGUCACCAAAGUAAGUCCCUGAGCAGAGGACGUGGCCACCUCUCCAUUAGCAGGGACAGGCUGUGGAGCCCAGAGUCCCAGCACUGUGACAGACAAUUCGAUUCUGACCUUGUGGCCACCUUGGGGCUUGGGGCUUGAAGCAGCUCGGUGGCUGAUAGGAGGUGCUCCAAGCUGCUGGUUGCAGGACAGAGUGGCUGCAGCUGGAGCUGACCUCCCCACACCCACCGAGAAGAAUAAGUUAUCACAAAGAUGAUGGGGUGAAAUCUGGAAGUCUGUGUUCCAUGCAGCAGAGAGAAAGGGUGUGUGGUUGGGGACAAUGUCAGAGUUCCAGCUGCCUUGUCCCUUGUCCUCUCCCAGUACUCUCACUGGGGGAGAAUUGCUUUUCUGCCUUUUUUUUUU
This is a messenger RNA of Microtus ochrogaster (prairie vole), 3526 nucleotides long. RefSeq names its product metastasis associated 1 family member 3 (gene Mta3). The transcript is spliced from 19 exons. Gene Ontology annotation, biological process: negative regulation of transcription by RNA polymerase II. Gene Ontology annotation, cellular component: nucleoplasm; NuRD complex. The record is from RefSeq and is a predicted model, not a curated record. Lineage: Eukaryota; Metazoa; Chordata; Mammalia; Rodentia; Cricetidae. The coding region runs from base 1 to 2001 and encodes 666 amino acids. Gene Ontology annotation, molecular function: transcription coactivator activity; sequence-specific DNA binding; histone deacetylase binding.